AUGGCAAUCUUUUUGACAAGGAGACUAUUGAGGUACACUACCUUGGUAGGUGUGGUCCUAUUUGUGGUGCUAACCUUAUCGUCUAAUAAGGACGGUUCCAGUUACGUAUCCACUUAUCUACCUGCAAGCUUGGACUUCUCAUCUAAUGGUGCCCCUCAGCAGGAUAAGUUAUCCACUGCAGAAGACCUAAAGGAGAAGGAGAAAGUGGAUGCUGCUAAAUUACUCCAGGAAGCAAAGUUGGAGCAAGACGCCAACUCUGACGUGGCUUUUGAUGCAGAUGCAAAGAAAGUUACUACUGACGCAAAAGCUAAGGAAGUUGCUGCUGAUGCAGUUGCCGCAGACUCCGCUGCUGCUCCAGCUGCUGCCCCUAAGAAGGACACUCCUGCAGUCGUGGAUUCAAAAUUGACCAAAGAUACUCUAGAGUUCCUUGCUCCAUCUUUUAAGAACAAAGGUAAGAGACCAAAGGCUACAUUCGUCUCACUGGUGAGAAAUAACGAACUAGGCCCUAUGUUGGAUGCUAUUAAGUAUGUGCAAAGAAAAUUUAACGAUCAAUUUAAGUAUGAUUGGACUUUCCUAAAUGAUGAAGAGUUCACUGAUGAAUUCAAAACUAAAGUCUCCGCCGCUAUUAAUGCCACUGUCAAAUUUGGUAAGAUUCCAAAGGAACACUGGUCAUAUCCAGACUAUAUCUCCUUGGAUAAAGCUGCUGAAACUAGAGAAAAAAUGAAGAAUAUUAUUUAUGGUGGUUCCGAAUCUUAUAGGCAUAUGUGCCGUUACCAAUCAGGUUUUUUCUGGAGACAUCCAUUAUUAGACGAUUAUGACUGGUAUUGGAGAGUUGAACCAAGUACCAAGUUGUAUUGUGAUAUUAAGUAUGAUGUUUUCCAAUGGAUGCAAGAUAAUGAGAAGGCUUACGGGUUUACAAUUACCAUUCAUGAAUAUGAGGCUACCAUUCCAACUUUAUGGGACACUUCCAAGAAGUUCUUUAAGGCACACCCAGAAUAUAUCGCCAAGGAUAAUUUAAUGAAGUUUAUCUCUGAUAAUGGCGGUGAAAAAUACAACUUAUGUCAUUUCUGGUCUAAUUUCGAAAUUGGUAAUCUAAAUCUAUGGAGAUCACCUGCUUAUAGAGACUAUUUCGAAACUUUGGAUAGAUCUGGUGGUUUCUUCUAUGAAAGAUGGGGGGACGCACCUGUUCAUUCCAUUGCUGCCUCCGUCUUCUUACCAAAGAGUUAUAUCCAUUAUUUCUCCGAUAUUGGGUACCAUCAUCCACCAUAUGAUAACUGUCCAUUGGAUAAUAAGGUAUGGAAGGAAAAUAACUGUGAAUGUGACCAAAAUAAUGAUUUCACCUUUAAGGGCUAUGCAUGUGGUAGACAAUAUUAUGACGCUGCUGGAAUUGAAAGACCAUCUUACUGGGAAAAAUACAGUCAUUAA
Messenger RNA from Naumovozyma castellii, 1425 nucleotides. It is a transcript of the gene KRE2, whose product is annotated as alpha-1,2-mannosyltransferase KRE2. The record is from RefSeq and is a predicted model, not a curated record. The transcript has a single exon. Lineage: Eukaryota; Fungi; Ascomycota; Saccharomycetes; Saccharomycetales; Saccharomycetaceae. Bases 1 to 1425 code for a protein of 474 amino acids.